GCGCAUGCGCCGUGUGCCAGAAGUGGAUUCACGCGGGUAUCCGAGCGCUAACGGGCUACCUUCCGGUGAGUCCCCGCCGGACCUGAGCCCCUGUGCCUCGCGGAGUCCCGCGGUGUAACGGUGAGCUGAUCGGUGGAGCCGUCACCGGCCGACCGCGCGUGGCUGCGCCGUUUAACGUCUGAGACGGUUAGUUGGGCAACUGCUAGCCUGAAGCUAACUUUAGCCUCAGCUAAAGCUACAGACGUCCAGGUGGACGGAACUCAAGUGAGUUGAACGGUGGCAGUAUGAGGACUGGUGCAGAGGUGUUCUAUUUCUGAGCCGUUAACCUGCUGUGAAAAUAUAAACGGACAAAACACAAACAGCAGCCAAACUUUUAGCGCCGUUAGCUGAAAACUGAGCCGACACUGACGCUGCUAGACCCACGAAACCGGAGCUAUUCAUGGAUUUAUUAUCGGUUUAACGCUGCAGUUGUGUCUUUUACCUCGUCAGGCUGAAAGACACAACCGGAAAUGUGUCUGUAAACUUUGAAUUUACGGCGUCGUUCGCGUUUAUUUACUGUUUAUCCACAAACGUCAGAGGCCCGUGCUACUUAGCAGGGUCUGUGGUUAUCCAGCUAAUUUCAGGUUUAACUCUGGAUCCUAAGGGUCGCCGCGGUGGUGCGCUCUUUACCAGGUCACAUCACCACGGUAACUUCAGAGGAUCAGAUCAAAACCUGUACAAACAAACAAAAAAAAAUCAUCUGCCAUAACUACUGACCAAUCAGAUCACUGGAAACACCGAGUCAUCAUUCCUACAGGAUCCUGAUAGGGACAAAAAAGCUGACAGUAAAAUGAUGAACAAUAAAGAGCAGAAACAGUCUGACAUGAACUGUUUUUACCUGAGUCACAUGAUCAGAACACUCAGUGAGAAACUUCAGAAUAAUUCUGCUUAUUGACAGUAAAUCCUCAGUCUGACUUCAUCAGCUGUGAAUUAUUUCCACUGUUCUGGUCAUGUGAUCAUGUUGUUUCCAUCUCACCUGGUUGAAUUUAAGUUUAUACUUUAUUCAUCCCUCCUGGGGAAAUGUGUAUUCAUUGUGCUUGGUCGAGGAAUCGAACCAGCAACCCUCUGAUCUCCAGGCGGUUCACGGCUGCCCCCAGAAUUUCACCUCUGGAAUUUACCUGUGGUGGAGGUGUCACCGUUUCUUCUUAUUGUAUAAAUAUGUUUAUAUGAAGGACUUUAUUCAUGUUGAUUGUGAUUAUGUCCUAGGUUUGUUACUUCCAGGUAUUAUCCACAACCUUUCCCUGGAUUCACUGAGCUGAACAGCUGCAGUCACACUAAGCGGUCACAGGACAGUGGUUUUCCCAAGCGUGAUCGGGAAGAGCGAAACGUGAACGUGUAAGUUAACGGGCUGAUAAUAUCACUGCUCCACCAUCACGGCAGCAGUGAAUCCGGCUGUAAUUACACUGGUGUAUCCCUUUAAAUGACGUGUUGCUCAGACAUGUUGUCAUUCUUUCAGCCGCAGCCCCGGAGGUGUCAAAUCAGAAAUAAAUAUCAAAACAUAACUCGAGUCGUACAUGGGUGUUUGACAGUGCAGCUGCCAGCAGGGAGACAAUGAGGUGAAGCAGGCAAGAGGGGGCCGUCCUCCCCAGGAGGAGCUGAGCCUCUGCAGUCACGAGGCUCGCUCAUAUAAAACAGUCGUCAGGGAAAGGAGGCGACCGAUCGUCACAGUCUGCGCACAGAGCUCCGCUACAUCUGUGACGAAUCGUGGGCGGGGGCGGAGCUUUUAUACAUGUUGACUGCAAGAGUAACCUGCUCUCGUUAGCAGGUUGCCUGUGCAGCAUCGGUUACCGUGGAGACAUGCCCCUGUAAGAAGGGAGUGUGUGACCGACCAGACUUUCCAAUUCAGUGUCCUCUGUGAAGCCUCUGAUCCUGGUUUCUCUUCCAGGCCGAUCUGAGCUCCUCCCUGCAGAGCUGUGACUGGUCCGAGGAGGAGGAAGAUGGCCCCAGUGUCAGAUGUGGAGGUGGAGGGGUCCUCUGUGUCAGACGGUAGGGGGAGGGGUGGAGGGUCGCUGUCUCUCGACGACUGCCGCUGUCCGGUCUGUCUGGAGAUCCUCAUGGAGCCCGUCACACUUCCCUGCACACACACCUUCUGCAAGGGCUGUUUCCUGGAGUCCGUGGACAAAGCCACCCUGUGCUGUCCCAUGUGCAGGAAGAGGGUUUCUACCUGGGCCCGACUGCACAGCAGGAACAACACACUGGUCAACCAGCAGCUGUGGAGGCAGAUCCAGAGCUGCUUCCCUCUGCAGUGUGAGCGCCGUCUCACGGGGCAGGAGGUGGAGGACGACCCAGGAGUCUCUGUGUGUUCUCCCACAGUGAGUCGGCCUGGAGAGCUGAGGCAGGAGUACGAGGACCAGAUCACUAAACUGACUGAGGAGAAGAGAGUCCUGGACGAGGAGGAGAGGAGGGCCAGUGAGGAGUACAUCCAGAGGCUGCUGGCUGAGGAGGAGGAGCUGCUGCAGGAGGACAGCAGGAGGCGAGAGGAGGACGAGAGGCUGGCCAGGCUGCUCAGCAACCAGCUGAACUCUGCUCCGCUCUCUCAGGAAAGCCUCCGCCCUGCUGAUGUUACUCCGGUCAGGAAGAAGAAGGAGGCCAGCGCCGGACAGAUUGAGAAGUUUUUGUGUCCUCUUCCAUCUAAAACCAACUCCUCAGACUGCAGUUCUUCCUCCAGCUUCGUGGCCAACAAGGAGAACAUCCUCCUCUCUCAGGCAGAGCUGCAAGGAGAAUGUGCCCCCCCCAAACUGGAUUAUUAUGGAGCUCCAACAGACAGACCAGAGCCUCCAGACCUCCAUACAGACCUCCAUCCAGCCUUCAUGGAGGAUCAGACUCACAGGAGUCAUCUUAUUGGAGAUAGACCUUCAUCGACCAAAAGGAAGAGUUCAGAGCUGGAGGCGACAGAGGAGGAGGAGGUGGUGAUUAUCACCAAACGGGGCUGUCGCUCCCUGCCCUCCUCCUCCUCCUCCCUGGAGGCGUCUGAGUGGGAGUCGGAGCUGUUGAGCAGACGGCGGCAGGAGGAGGAGGACCGACGGCUGGCUGUGAUCAUGCAGAGGGAGCUGGACCAGGAGGAGAGACGGAGAGCCACCGACAGACGUAAAGGAUCCGCCGAUGCCUACCUGUUGCGCCAGAAGCAGAGAGGGAGGGUGGAGGCCGGCGCCGACACCGACACCGCCGGCGGACACUCCAGGAAAACUCCCAAGGCCUCCUCCAGCAGAGGCCAUAAACAGACCACCCUGACUGAGAUGUUCUCCAGCCUGAGCAGCUGAACUCUCUCUCUCUCUCUCUCUCUCAUUCCGCUCUGUGUCCCGGUGUCUCUCUACCACCACUGGACAGCCUUGACGUCCACCAGCUGGUUUCAGGUCUCUGAGUCCAUACACAGAGGACAGACAGAAGUCUGCUGCCUUCAGCCUUGCUUUUAUUUUUCUUUUGUUUGGAAACACUGUGUGGCCAAAAGUAUGUGGACAGACGAGGACACGUUCAACAGCUCAACAGUUUAAUUUACUAUAAGAUGGAUGAUUAACCCAAAGUUGAACAUGUGACCUGUACAUGAACCUGCUGCUCACAGCCUCCGUCUGUCACAUCCAGCACUAAAAACAACACUAACAUAUAUGAACAGGACCGUCCACAUACUUUUGACCAUACAGUACGAGUAAAACUGAGUGUCCACCGGGGGGCGCUGUCACUCAGCAUGAACAGACUGCUGCUGCAGACUUGUUUUAGUUUUUCACUCAGUGGCUUCAUGUUGAUUCAGACGCUGCAGUUUUUUUUUUUACACUGCCUAAAAUCCUGUCAGCAUGUUAAAGGUUAAAGGUCACGCUGCUCUCAGGUCAGGUCAGGAUGUUCUCAUGUUUACGGUUGUGUGAUUAACUGUGAGAGUUUAAAAUCCCGCACAGUGACAAUAAAAGCGUCCUGAGCUCAGGACACACGAG
Molecule: messenger RNA, 3962 nt
Organism: Toxotes jaculatrix (banded archerfish)
Lineage: Eukaryota; Metazoa; Chordata; Actinopteri; Toxotidae
Gene: rnf168
Product: ring finger protein 168
Exons: 7
Coding region: 1977-3299 (440 amino acids)
Biological process (GO): double-strand break repair; protein ubiquitination
Cellular component (GO): site of double-strand break; nucleus
Molecular function (GO): metal ion binding; ubiquitin-protein transferase activity; nucleosome binding
Source: RefSeq, a predicted model, not a curated record